AUGGCCGCCGAGAUCAAGCAGCAGGGCAUUAUCGAAACCGCCCAAGCCGCUGCUGAAGAUCCCCAGUCGAAAAUCCAACCAGAACUAGUCGAGAAGAAGCUCGUCGAAGAAAGCCGCAAGGCCGGUGCACUUGCAUAUCAAUUCAACCCGAAUGACCCGCCAGAAGAGAAAGCAAAAGCCGCGAUUGCUAGCCUUCCUCCCGAUUUCCACAACCCAAACAAACAAGAAGGAGUUGCGUUGGUAUUAGAUCAAGACAUAACCGGCCCCCCCCAGUACGAUCUUCCAUCCACAGAUGAAGUCGCGCACGACGUCAAACAAGUCACCACCUUGAGCGAAGCCAAGAAGAAAUCUGGGCAGAAUGGACAGCUCACAGAAGAUCAACGAUGGGCUCGCGAUCGCACUGGAUGGGCGCCACAAUUCGUCAAACCAGACGAAAAGCGAGAAGAUGCCGAAACACUGUUGGAUCACCGUACAUUCUUGGAGGAAAAGCUUGGUGAUAAGUUCUUUGGAGAUUGGUAUCACAAUGCUGCUGUUAUCGUCUUCGCCUGUCUUGCGUCCUGGAUCAUUGCAGUGCUCGGAGGCGGCCUAGGCUGGGUCUUCCUGGUGAUGGCGACAUGUGGCACCUACUAUCGCACAUCUAUCCGCCGCGUUCGCCGUAACUUUCGUGACGAUAUCAAUCGAGAAAUGGCCAAGCAGCGCCUGGAAACGGACUCGGAGAGCCUGGAAUGGAUCAACGGCUUCUUGCUCAAGUUCUGGCCAAUUUAUGCCCCCGUUCUUUGUGAUACUAUCAUCAACUCGGUUGACCAGGUUCUAAGUACUGCCACCCCGGCCUUCCUCGAUAGCCUCCGGAUGAAGACUUUUAUCCUCGGAACCAAACCACCACGUCUCGAACAUGUUAAGACUUACCCUAAAACCGAGGUUGAUACCGUUAUCAUGGACUGGAAGUUCAGUUUCACACCAAAUGAUACCAUGGACAUGACUGCCCGCGAUCUCAAGGACAAGGUCAACCCCAAGGUGGUCCUCGAGGUUAGAAUUGGUAAGGGUUUGGUCAGCCAUGGCCUCGAUGUGAUUGUGGAAGAUUUUGCUUUCUCAGGUUUGAUGAGGGUCAAGAUGAAGUUGCAGAUUCCCUUCCCUCACAUUGAACGUGUUGACAUUUGUUUCUUGGGGCGCCCCGAGAUUGACUACGUUUGCAAACCUCUCGGUGGAGAUACUCUCGGAUUCGACAUCAACUUUAUCCCCGGUUUGGAAGGUUUUAUCAAAGAGCAGAUUCACGGAAACCUUGCGCCAAUGAUGUACGAACCCAAUGUCUUCCCUAUUGAAAUUGCAAAGAUGCUUGCAGGCAACCCUGUGGACCAGGCAAUUGGUGUUGUUGCUGUUACUAUUCAAGGUGCUUUCAACUUGAAGGGAUCUGGACGCAUCGGAAACACGAUCGAUCCAUACUGUUCGAUUUCUAUCAACAACCGGGACGAAUUGGCACGUACGAAAACGAUCCGAGACACAAACGAACCACGCUGGAACGAGACUCAUUACAUCAUCAUCACUUCGUUUACCGAUUCAUUAACACUGGGUAUUUUCGACUAUAAUGAUCUUCGCAAAGACCAAGAGUUAGGAAUUGCGACCUUCGCACUUGACAAACUUGAAUCACAGCCCGAGCAUGACAGUCUGUCUUUGGACAUCUCAUACAGCGGUAGAAGCCGCGGUGUUUUGAAAACUGAUAUUCGAUUCUUCCCUGUUUUAGGGGGCCGAAAGCUUGAAGACGGCACAGAGGAACCAGCGCCAGAGCUGAACACGGGUGUUGUACGAUUUACUGUUGAACAGGCCAAAGAGCUGGACGGAAGUAAGAGUCUUAUCGGCUCUCUCAAUCCUUAUGCUGUUUUAUUGUUGAAUGGCAAGGAGCUGCAUGUGACAAAGAAAUUGAAGCGUACCAACAACCCCAUUUUCCAGAACUCGUCCAAGGAGAUUCUCAUUACAGACCGGAAGCAUGCCAAGCUGGGCCUUGUCAUCAAGGAUGAUCGCGACCUAGCGACUGAUCCAGUCAUCGGAAGCUAUCAAAUCAAAUUAGAUGAUAUGCUUAACAUGAUGGCCAAGGGCCAAGAGUGGUAUUCACUUAAUGGUGCCAAGACUGGGCGUGUUAAAAUGAUGAUCGACUGGAAACCUGUUGCUUUGCGUGGUAUUGUUGGUGGUGCCGGCUAUGUGUCACCUAUCGGCGUGGCACGUAUCCAUUUCAAAGGCGCCAGCGAACUACGAAAUUUCGAAACUAUGGGCAAGUCAGAUCCGUAUGCCCGUGUUUUGCUUAACGGCAUCCCCGGCGGUCGCACGGUCACUUACCAAAAUAAUCUCAAUCCCAUAUGGGACGAAAUUGUUUACGUUCCCGUCCACAAUCUGCGAGAGAAGUUGACACUAGAGGUUAUGGACGAAGAAAACCUAUCAAAGGACCGUAGCCUGGGCGAAGUCGAAAUUGCAUUGUCGGAUUACAUUCACGAGAACGAAAAUGGUGAGUAUGAAGUCGACGAGGAAAAGCAAGACAUAAAGAGUGGUCUUCGCAUGAACGGACGUGGCGCUGCCAAGGGAUUCCUCAAUUAUAACAUUGCUUUCUACCCAACCUUGAAUGUGUACGAUCCCGAAGAGGAUGCCGAGGAGGAGAAAGCAGAUGAUGCACUCGCUAGUCUUCCAUCCCAAGGAAAUUCCAAACAGAGCGUCGACUCCACAGGCAAAAGUCUGGAUCGGGGAAGCAGCGAUGCUCCCAAGCCUGGCACGGAUGUUAAGCCCAACGGCCGACCCAGCAUCGAUACCGCUGCUUCUAAAGCUGCAAGCAAUGGUGAUUUGGCGUCUCCUACAUCUUCAAAAGCUGUGGCACAGGAACGUCCUAAGAUCCGCAUUGAGGCUGCAGACCUGACAAAAUACGAAUCGGGUCUAAUUGUCUUCAAGAUCAUCGAUGGGCAGCUAUCGCACACCAAUGUCCAGCUUGAAGUUCUCGUCGAUGAUCAAAUGUUCUCCUCGUACACUUCGAUGAACAUCAAAUCUCGAGAUGUAACAUUCCAAGAUGUCGGUGAUGCAUUUAUUCGUGAAUUAGACAUGUCCCAGCUCACCCUUCGACUUGUUGAGAAAUCCAACGAUAGGGAUCAAAAGCACGUCAUUGCCAAAUUGACUGGCGACACAUUAUCUACCUUGCAGCGCUGUCUCUACACUCCUACCGAGUUAUCGCUCCGGGCCGAUAAUGGCGCAGUUAGCAAGAUCAAAGUAAGCUUGCGAUUCAUCCCUGUGCAGAUGAAGUUGGACCCUCGCGAAUCGAUCAACAACUCGGGCGAGCUGCGUGUCGACGUGUUGGACGCUGCAAACCUUCCAUCCGCGGAUCGUAACGGAUACAGUGACCCCUACUGUAAGUUCAAACUAGAAGGCAAGGAUGUCUACAAGACCAAGGUCCAAAAGAAGACCUUGCAUCCUGCAUGGAAUGAAUUCUUUGAAACGUCCAUCAAGUCCCGGAUCGGUGCCAAUUUCCGAGUGGACGUCUAUGAUUGGGACUUUGGAGAUAAAGCGGACUUUUUGGGUGGAGCUGGCAUCGAUCUCGGCAUGCUCGAACCGUUUCACCCACAGGAAGUUAACCUUGACCUGGAUGGAAAGUCGGGUGCAAUUCGUCUCAAGCUCCUUUUCAAGCCGUCCUAUGUAACAAAAACACGACAAGGAAAAUCCACCAUGUCUGGUACUUUUGCGCCCGCCGGCAAGAUUGUAGGAGCUCCUGUCAAAACAGUAGGCAUGGUCGGCGGUGGAGUUGUCAAAGGCGCAUCCUUCCUUGGUCGGGGUCUGAAGAGUCGAUUCACUAAUAAAGAAAGCGAAGGAAGCGGUACUUCGACGCCGGUACGCGAAGAGUCCCCCCCACAAACGCCCAGCAAGUCAGAGGGCGGUCUUGCGCGUGCUCCUGGCUUGGUUGUAGAGCCUAGCUCCCCAACCUCUUCUGUUGAUGUCCCCGAGAGCUUGAAUCGUCGUCACAGCCGCACUAAGAGUGUUAAAUCCCUGCUUGGCGACAAGGGUACCCCUGGAUCAAUCGGUGCUGAAACAGGGUCAGCUAUGUUUACCAUAGUCUCGGCCAGUGGAUUUCCACCAUCCACUAAUGUGCGCUGCCAUGUCCGCCUCAUGGGCACCAAGGGUGCGAAGGAGGUACACAAAACAAAGGCAGUCAAGAGUUCUAGCGGCUCUGUUCAGUUCGACGCAUCUCACGAGACGUUCAGGGUCCCUCACGUUCCGGCGGAUGCUCAAUACCAGUUGAAGGUGGUUGACCACAGCACAUUCGGAUCGGACUCUAGUCUUGGCGAAGCACUAUUCUUUGUUGACGAUCAAGGGUCUGCAAUGAUGAAGGAAAAGACCAUUACGGUUGGUUCUGGCAGCGUUGUCAUCAAGAGUGCCUUUGCGGCUAGUGAUCUCUCCAAUGGCCGACCCAGCACGUCUCAUUCGGUGAACCUGGAGGCACCGGAUGCCAAUGGUGACACUCCCGAUAAGAAGCGACGCAGCUUCUUGUCCAAGCGCAGUGUUAGUGGUGUAUAG
Messenger RNA from Talaromyces marneffei, 4539 nucleotides. RefSeq lists its product as uncharacterized. The transcript has 6 exons. Lineage: Eukaryota; Fungi; Ascomycota; Eurotiomycetes; Eurotiales; Trichocomaceae. The record is from RefSeq and is a predicted model, not a curated record. Gene Ontology annotation, molecular function: lipid binding. Bases 1 to 4539 code for a protein of 1512 amino acids.